ACCGACUAUGUCGUUACACUGCUGAAGAGCAAAAAUGAUGUUUUUAAUCUAUCUACUUGUAUUUCUACAUAUCAGCAGUCAUGUACAUUGCGAGAUAAGAAACAGUGUUGUGAUGAAUAAGUUGAUCCAAGUGAAGCCUGUAGGUGCAAGAGUGGCCAAGAACUUUGUGCCCCUAACAGAGAUUCCUCCACCGAAGAAACCUCACCCGGGGAGACGUCAUAUGGAGGAAUGCAAUGAGAGACCCAGCUAUAAAGAGAUGCACGGAGCUAAAGUUGAUAUCUUGGGAGACUAUUAUGGCGAGCGGUUGGCCAAGACCGUGGCUACAGUUAUCAUACCUGAUCAUAUUGACCGUAAACACUUCGAAGUAACAACACAAGUGCCAUACCUUACUGUUGGGCCGAUAGAAGCCAUUGGUUACCAUCCGAGCACAAUAAAAAGCGAACAUCCAAGUGAAUGCGAGAGGAUCUACCAAGAUCACCUGGCUGAGUUAUACACUGACGAGACAACGGACUACUCCGAAGAGUCACUGGAAAUGGCCAGAAUGCCACUAUUCCCUGAUAAAGUUUUUCCGAGAUUGAUCGAGGAGCGCUUGGAAAAUAUGUACAGCGAAAUAGGUGUAUAAAUACGAAUUUGUUUUACUACUUUUAUAAUUUCUUAUUAAAAUAAAAUAUA
Molecule: messenger RNA, 672 nt
Organism: Galleria mellonella (greater wax moth)
Lineage: Eukaryota; Metazoa; Arthropoda; Insecta; Lepidoptera; Pyralidae
Exons: 3
Coding region: 35-622 (195 amino acids)
Source: RefSeq, a predicted model, not a curated record